Parasteatoda tepidariorum (common house spider) is the source of this 1305-nucleotide messenger RNA. RefSeq names its product sn-1-specific diacylglycerol lipase ABHD11. NCBI's taxonomy places the organism in Eukaryota, Metazoa, Arthropoda, Arachnida, Araneae, Theridiidae. The record is from RefSeq and is a predicted model, not a curated record.
UUCGUGUAUUAAUCGGACAACUGCCUGAAAAAUAGAAAAGAUGAGUAUAUUAUUGAAACAAGAAUCUAUAUAAAUAUCGAUUGUUCGCAACGGUAUGGAAACUAUAACCAAGAAAGCUAGAAAGAUUAUUAUUCAAUCGACUGCUCUUGCAUUUCGUUUGAUUUUUCAUUUCUAGAUGAAAAUGAAGCCACUUAAAGCUAUUUUGUGCUUGACAGUGUUACUGGAAAUAAGCAACUGCGUGUUUUCAGAACCAUUACGAACGAACACAACUGAGCCACUCCACUUGGCACAUACAUGUUUAAGAAUUACAUUAAAUGGUCAAAAAGAUGACCGAGCACCAAUUCUCUUAGUGCAUGGUUUUUUGGGAUUUCAGGGAAUGUAUAUGGAUUUAAUGCAUGAUCUCGCAUUAAAAACAGCUAGAAAAGUAUGUACCGUUGACUUGCGUAAUCAUGGAGACAGCCCAUGGAGCAAUGAUACAGAUCUUAAAGCUAUGGCUUCAGACUUACCUCUUUUAAUGAAAACACUUGAUACAGAUAAACUAGUUAUACUUGGCCAUAGCUUGGGAGGAAAGAUUGCUGUCGAUUUUACUCUAACAUACCCAGAAAAGGUAGAGAAGCUAAUCGUGGAAGAUAUGCGACCGAAUGGCCUCAGUGAAGAAGUUCAAAAGCGGUAUGGUGGAAAUUUGGAUUAUUUACGAGAUGCUUUAAGACUCAUUCCUGAAGGUGCAAAUGAAGAUAAAGCCAAAAAAAGAAUUGUGAGUUUUUAUAACUCUUUAUUGAAAUUGAUGGAUAAGACUCUAAGUUACGAUGAGAAGUUCGUUGAUUACAUUCCAAUAAAAUUCUCAGACAGCAAAUGGAAAUGGAAAGCAAACCUUGAUGUUCUUGACAAACUCCAGGCAGAUCCUGUAAAACAUCUGACUAUUAUUGGUGGUAAAUAUGAAAAGCCAGCUCUUUUCAUUUAUGGAGAACAGUCUGUGUUCAAAGUUGGUGACGUUAAAGAGGAGAUUCUUGAACUUUUUCCAAACGCCCAGUUAUAUUCAGUAAAAGGUGGCCACCAUGCUAUAAAUGGAUAUCCUGAAUACAGAAAUGAAGUCAUAAACUUUAUCAAUGCAGAAUGAUGAAAAGAUGUGGAAAAAAAUAUAACUCAAAGUAAAGCACAAAACUACGUAAUAACUACAAAAAGGUCAUAAAUACAUUAUUGACAUUGAUUCUAUAGACUUGUUCCUUUCAACCAUAUCAGUUUCAUGUAAAACAGGAAUAAUAAAAGAAUGUCCUUAACUGAAUAAAUAAUCUGAUUCUAAUAUUA